AUGGUUCGGCGCUCGGUCCCUAAUUUUAAAAACCGUAGGUCGAUCAUCCCUAAUUCAGUCGUGCGGCCUCAUCCAUCUCUCCUCCCCUUUGCCUCUUCGACGUCGCCUCAGCCUCACAGCCUCAACCUCGCAUCGUCACCACCACUCACCAUCGACUUGGCGCCGUCGCAUUGUCAGAGGUGCCUCUUCUUCAUAGCCUGA
Molecule: messenger RNA, 201 nt
Organism: Prunus armeniaca (apricot)
Lineage: Eukaryota; Viridiplantae; Streptophyta; Magnoliopsida; Rosales; Rosaceae
Source: the annotation of a GenBank genome assembly